GCUCCCUGGGCGCGGCCGUUCCCGGGGAGCCCCCCGACUGCCUCUCAGAGCAGGGUGGGGAAGGGGAUCCUAGCCCGCCGCCGCCUCCGAGCAGGCCGCCAGGACUCUGGCGGCCGGAGAUGGGCGCCCGGCUUUCGCGGCGGCGGCUGCCCGCGGACCCGCCCAUAGCCUUGGACGCGCUGCCGCCGGAGCUGCUCGUGGAGGUGCUGAGCCACGUGCCACCGCGAGCGUUAGUGACGCGCUGCCGCCCAGUGUGCCGCGCCUGGCGCGACGUGGUGGACGGGCCCACCGUGUGGCUGCUGCAGCUUGCCCGCGACCGCAGCGCGGAGGGCCGCGCUCUCUACGCGGUGGCCCAGCGCUGCCCGCCCAACAGCGAGGACGAGGAAGAGUUCCCGCUCUGCGCCCUGGCGCGCUACUGCCUGAGAGCGCCCCUCGGCCGCAACCUCAUCUUCAACUCCUGCGGAGAGCAGGGCUUCAGAGGCUGGGAGGUGGAGCACGGCGGGAAUGGCUGGGCUGUGGAAAAGAACCUAAUACUGGUGCCGGGCGCUCCUUCCCAGACCUGCUUCGUGACUUCUUUCGAAUCUUUAAUCCACCUUGAAUGUGAUGUUCGCUUCCCAUUGGCUGACCCAACAGGAAGUAGAGGAUGGUGCUUCAAGAGGCAGCUUGUGGACUUGGUGAUGGAGGGUGUGUGGCAGGAGCUGCUCGACAGCUCCCAGAUCGAGAUCUGUGUGGCCGACUGGUGGGGUGCCCGGGAGAACUGCGGCUGCAUCUACCGGCUCCGGGUCCGCCUCCUGGACAUGUACGAAAACGAAGUGGUCAAGUUCUCGGCAUCACCCAACCCGGUCCUUCAGUGGACUGAAAGAGGCUGCCGACAGCGUCACAGUCUAGACUCAGCUUCGCCAGGAUACGAUCUUUUGGCUGCUUUCUUCACGGCUAUAUCCCCAGCGCCUGGAGCAGGGCCAGGUCUCCCACGUCUUUACCAACUUUGGCAAGGGCAUCCGCUAUGUGUCUUUUGAGCAGUAUGGAAGAGACACGCGUUCCUGGGUGGGGCACUAUGGUGCCCUCGUGACCCACUCCAGCGUGAGGGUCAGGAUCCGCCUGUCCUAGCUAACCAGCCUGAUCCAGCCUUCCGGGACAGACUGCCAUCUGCCAGACACCAUCGUCGAUCAAGGUCGGCUCUGCAGCCACGAGCCGGAGGAUGCCCGAGGACAGUGGGGGUCCCGUGUAGCCUGUUCCCGGAAUGUUUCCAAUGAACCCCACUUGCUGCUGCUUCAGCGUGGUGGCCCCCAUGCUAUUCGAGAAACCAGGGAUCCAACCAGGCUGGUCACUUGCUUCCCCAGCUUCCCAGGGGGAGUGUCAGAGAGUAACUCAGAGACCUGUACGUUACUUGCAAAUUUUUUUCUCACAUGUGUGGAUAUCAGUUGACAGACUGAGUCAGAAAACAAAGGCCAAACCAGGAUUUCAGACAGAGGAAAGCUGCGGGCAAUCGUGGACAGGACUCUUCUCAGCAUGCUUUGGGGGCAAGGUGAUUGCUGGCAGGGAGCAGAGGUCCUUGAGGGGACCAGCAGCAGCCUCAAAGUGAACUCUUCCUGUUGUUGUGGGGAGUCUCUGGGAUUUGGCAGCGGGGCCCGUGCAACCUCCUCCAGCACCACGCCCAUCAGCACCUCCCCUCUGGGCCAGGUGCCAUUUCUUUCAGAAUUUCUGAGGCCAGUUCUGUGCUGACCCCCAAACUGUAUCCUCCAGCCCCACCUCCUGCCCCUGCCUCGGGGGCAGCUCGCCUCCUGUCAGGCGACAGCCUCCUUUUCUCCACACUUGAGCCCACUUGGAGAUGGACCCCAGGAGCAAGGCAUGCUGUGAAGGAAAGCUCUCCUUUCCCCAACUGAGCGCAGCCAACAAGCUCGCUCAAUAAAAUCGGUGCUAAGCAUGA
Messenger RNA from Aethalodelphis obliquidens (Pacific white-sided dolphin), 1927 nucleotides. Its product is annotated as F-box only protein 17. The transcript is spliced from 9 exons. Gene Ontology annotation, cellular component: cytoplasm; SCF ubiquitin ligase complex. Lineage: Eukaryota; Metazoa; Chordata; Mammalia; Artiodactyla; Delphinidae. The coding region runs from base 120 to 1016 and encodes 298 amino acids. Gene Ontology annotation, molecular function: ubiquitin protein ligase activity; protein binding. Gene Ontology annotation, biological process: glycoprotein catabolic process; ERAD pathway; SCF-dependent proteasomal ubiquitin-dependent protein catabolic process. The record is from RefSeq and is a predicted model, not a curated record.